UCCAGAUGCUCGCGCGCGUGCAGUGAGCAGCCCUGCAGACAGGAGCUCUGAUCCCGGGGAACCUGCAGAACACGCGCACCAAACCCAAGGCGAGCCGCCGAGAAAGAGAGAGAGAGGGAGAGAGAGAGAGAGGGAGAGAGAGGCCAGAGGGCUGGAUGUGCUCACACACGCACGCGCACACACACAUAUGGUUGGUCGUUUGCAUGCCAGCGCGCGCGCCGAUGUCCUGGGAAUAAAACUGCAGCAAAUUGGGGAAUAAGAGGACGCGAGCACCGCCGCCGCGGCUGAACGCAUUUGCUCACUCUGCAACUGCUCUGGAGUAACGAGCGCCGGGAUGGAUACGCAGCUCGGGGACUGAAGUGGACCUUCGCCGCUUUCGCACCUUUUUUCCCAUUUCGGAUUGUGUGGGGGUUUGUUUUUCAUUUCUUUUUCCAUCCGUUGCGUUACCGGUUAGGUCUGUCUGAUUUUUCCAGGCUGCGCUCUUUCAAUGCCGUCCGUUCUCCUCCGGUGUGCUCUGUCUUUAUUUUAUCUGACUGCUGCCUCGAUGCUCGGAGGAUUGAUGGUGAGAAGAUUCCGCGCUACUACGCUGCCGCUGCCGCUGCUGCUGCUGAGAGAAAAAUAGCCAAGCCGCUAAACUGAGCCGUGUCAUGGAGGGCAAACUUCAUUUGUAUCUGCGAAACGAAUCCGGGAAUAUCGAAUAACUACUGCUGACAGAGAGCAGGACAAAUGACAUAGGAUGAACACUGCUGGUCAGCUCUGCCUGUCUGUGCUGUCGUCCCUUCUCGCACUGGCCUGGGCUGCGGAGCCACUGGGCCAGGGCACACCCUGCUCCUCUCUGGUGGCGGGGGUCCUGUACGGCUCCUUUUCACUCAGGGACCUCUUCCCCAGCCCCCUGGCCUUGGCCUCUGGCUGCUCCUGGACGGUGGAAAACCCCGACCCCACCAAAUACUCCCUCUACUUCCGCUUUAACCGCCACGCUGGGGUGUGCCUGGCCUUCUCUCCGCUUGUCCUGCCUCUGGACCAUUACCUGGCCAAUCAAACGUGCGGCCCACCUCAGCAACCCCUUGACCCAGACUCUGUUGAGCUGUGCCUGGUCCCCGGUCCUCACACUUUCCUACAGUUUGACAAGAACUUUGUGCAGCUGUGUCUCACUGCUCACCCAGGCCGGGAAUCCGAAGAAGGUGACGAGAGGUCAACAGAAGCGAAGGUGCCUCUGUCCACCGAGACACUGGACUUUAGGCUAGUGGAAGUGUUGCUGAUCAACAAUGAGAACUCCAGCCAGUUCACCUGUGGAGUGCUGUGUCGCUGGUUUGAGGAGUGCCUGCGCUCCGGCUGGGGCUCAGGCCGGGACAGUGUGGGCUGUAGCAUCACCCAGACGGGCUGCGUGUGUCCCAAUGCUGGCCCACCGGUCCCACUGUUGCCUGCCACUCCCCACAACCGCUCUUUGGAUCCCAGCUCCAGUGUGCUGCUACCACCACCAGACGACUGCUGCGUCACCCAGCUGCAUUCCAAGAAUGCCAUCGCCAUAGCACCCCGGGAUGUGCGGCAAGAUCCCGAUGAUGAUGAGCAGAAGGUGAAGACCCAGAGGCCCAGGUCAGCUGACCAGCCGGGAGUGUUCCAGGCCCAGACAGGUGACCCAGCAGCAGAGGAGUGGUCCCAGUGGAGUGUGUGUUCACUCACGUGUGGGCAGGGCUGGCAGGUGCGUACACGUUCCUGUGUGUCCUCUCCAUACGGGACGCUGUGCAGCGGCCCGCUGAGAGAGACGCGCCUCUGUAACAACACUGCCACCUGCCCAGUGCAUGGGCUGUGGGAGGAGUGGUCUCCAUGGAGCCUGUGUUCAGUCACGUGUGGACGUGGCUCGCGGACGCGGAGCAGGAGCUGUGUGGCCGCUCUGCAUGGAGGCAAGGGCUGCGGAGGGCCCGAGGUGCAGACCAAACUCUGCAAUAUAGCUGUGUGCCCUGUGGAAGGUCAGUGGUUGGACUGGUCUCCGUGGUCUCGGUGUUCUGUAUCCUGUGGUGUGGGGUCUCAGCAGAGGCAGCGGCGCUGCAGUGUCUCUGUGCACGGCUGGGCCGAGUGCAAGGGUCCGCAUGCAGAAACACGAGACUGCACUAACCCAUCUUGCGGGGGUGGAGGUAACUGGGGGGCAUGGAAUCACUGGAGUCUGUGCUCUAAAACAUGUGACUCGGGCUGGCAGCGCCGCUUCCGCAUGUGUGAGAGCACAGGGGCCCAAGAUUACCCCUGCGAUGGGGAUGGGGAGGAGGUGCGUGCCUGCAAUGACAAGAAAUGCCCAGCACCUCAUGAGAUCUGCAGGGACGAGUACCAGGUCUCUAUGACAUGGAAGAGAGCUUCAGCUGGAGAGACUGUCUACAACAAGUGUCCAUCAAAUGCCACUGGAUCUGCUAGUCGUCGUUGUUUGCUGGACAAUAAUGGAGUUGCUUACUGGGGUCCUCCGAGCUUCGCCCGAUGCAUCUCACUUGAGUAUAGAUAUUUACAUUUAUCUUUACGAGAGCAUCUUGCGAAGGGUCAGAGGACCCUGGCAGGGGAGGGCAUGUCUCAGAUCGUGAGGAGUCUCCUGGAGUUAAUGUCCCGUCGCAGCUAUUACAGCGGUGACCUCUUAUUCUCCGUGGAGAUUCUCCGAAAUGUGACGGACACCUUCAAGCGAGCAACCUACAUCCCAGCUCCCGACGACGUGCAGAAAUUCUUCCAGAUAGUCAGCUUAAUGUUGGACAUGGAAAACCUUGAGAAAUGGGAAGAUGCUCACCAGGUCUCUCCAGGUGCAGUGUUGCUAAUGCGAGUCGUAGAGGACUUCAUCCAUCACAUCGGGGAGGCUCAGAAGCCUUUCCAGAGUUUUCUGGUCGUCACCACUAACCUCAUUAUCACUAUCCAGCGCGAGCCGGUGUCAGCCGUCUCCAGCGACAUCAACUUCCCUAUGAAGGGAAGGCGGGGGAUGAAGGACUGGGCACGGUCGGCGGAGGACAAACUCUUCAUCCCUAAGGAGAUCUUCACUUUGUCUUCUGAUGAAUCAGAUGAGGCAUCUUACUUUGUCAUCGGAGCGAUCCUGUACCGCACCCUUGGCUUCAUCCUGCCAGCACCCAAAGAUCCACUGGUGAUCAGCUCGAAGAUUUUGACGGUGACAGUGCGUCCUCUGCCCAAACCCACUGAGCCUGUGGUGGUGGUGGAGCUGGCGCCUCUGCUGAAUGGCACGUCAGAUCCACAAUGUGUCAUCUGGGACCAAAACAGCCCAGAGGCUGGCGAGGAAAACUGGGACACGGAGGGCUGCCAAACACUCCCGUCCCCGGCAGUCCACACCAAAUGUCUCUGCAGCAAGAUCUCCACCUUUGCAGUGUUAGCACAGAAAGCUAAAGACCCGGACAUGGGACCCUCCAGCUUGCCCUCCGUACCCCUCAUGGUGGGCUGUGGGGUGUCCUGUACUGCUCUGCUGAUUCUGCUGCUCAUCUAUGCUGCCUUCUGGAGGUACAUCCGCUCAGAGAGGUCCAUCAUUUUGGUGAACUUCUGCCUGUCCAUACUGGCCUCCAAUGUGCUAAUACUAGUGGGACAGUCCCAGACACUCAGCAAGCAAGGUGAAAGCAAUCAUACGACUCGUCCUGCGGUCAUCACCCCCGAUUUGCCCAGUGAAGACGAUGAGGUGCUGUUAGCUUGGGGUUUAGGCACUGAGGGGCUGUGCACUGUGACCGCUGCCUUUCUGCAUUUCUUCUUUUUGGCCUCUUUCUGUUGGGUGCUGACGGAGGCGUGGCAGUCUUACCUUGCCGUGAUUGGCAAGAUGAGGACACGCCUCAUUCGCAAGCGUUUCCUGUGCCUGGGCUGGGGCCUGCCAGCCCUCGUUGUUGCUGUAUCUGUAGGAUUCACUAGAGCCAGAGGUUACGGCACAGCAAGCUACUGCUGGUUGUCUCUGGAAGGGGGUCUGCUCUACGCUUUCGUUGGUCCUGCUGCUGUCAUUGUUUUGGUGAACAUGCUCAUUGGAAUAGUGGUCUUCAACAAGCUCAUGUCUAGAGAUGGAAUCUCAGACAAAUCCAAAAAGCAGAGAGCCGGUCCACCGCUGGAGGCUCGUAGCAGACUGCUCCUCAAAUGCUCCAAGUGUGGGGUCAUCUCCAGCACCGCUAUGUCCAGCUCCACCGCCAGCAGCGCCAUGGCAUCAUUAUGGAGCUCGUGUGUGGUGCUCCCCCUGCUGGCGCUCACAUGGAUGUCAGCAGUGUUAGCGAUCACGGACCGCCGCUCCACUCUCUUCCAGGUGCUCUUUGCUGUCUUCGACUCAGUGCAAGGCUUCGUCAUCAUCACUGUCCACUGUGCCAUGCGCCGAGAGGUGCAGGAUGCAGUGCGCUGUCGAAUGGGUGGCUGUAAAGAUGACAGUGAGAACUCUCCAGACUCCUGCAAGAACGGCCAGGUGCAGAUCAUGCGAUGUCCCCUGUACACUCAGGAUCAGCGUGGCUCUCUCAGAUACACUCCAGCAUGCAGCCAAACAUGCCACCCAGCCUGCCAUGCACAUCCUCCGCUGCCCUACAACAAUCAUAACCACAGCCACAACCACAGCCACGGGCCUAACCACAACCACUCCCUCCCUCUCAACCACAACCACAGCCACUACCCCAGCCUGGAGCACACGCAGGCAGCCACUGACUUUGAGAAGGAUGUGGACUUGGCCUGUCAAACAGAGAGAGGACAUCCAUUCAUCUUUAAGGAGGUGAACACCUGUAACCCAGCAACUAUCACUGGCACCCUGUCCCGGAUCUCUCUGGAUGACGAGGACGACCCCAAGCUGGCAGCCCAUCAAGAAGGGGUCAACUUCAGCAGUCUACCAGGGAACAUCCCACCCCCUAACCUGCUGGUGCAGGUGCCCCCUGUGGCCCCCCUCAACGAGCUCAGUGAGCAGCCCCUGAAGAAGGAGGUGAACGUGGAGCAGGGCGGACAGCAGCAGCGUCAGCGCUCCGGCCCCGUCUAUCUGUGCACCGAAAGUGGCCUGGGCUGGGCCCGGCCGCCACCUUCUGCUUCAGAGCAAACAGGGGGCGGUGGUGGGGGGGCUGGGGAAGGGGACUACAUGGUCCUACCACGGCGGACAGUAAGCCUCAAACCCCCUCCUCCUCCGCCCCAGGACGAGGGCAAGCCCCUAAACAUCACAGUGGAUGACCCGCCCUUCCCCCCUCCCCCUUCACCCCUGACCCUGCACCCAGCCGAGAGCGAGGCCUACCCCGCGGACUUCGCCACCGUAGACCACAUCAGCAUGAACCUGAACCGAUCCUAUGGCACGCUCAAGCAGCUGCCCGCCCACGCCAACACCCACAACACGCUGCAGGUGAAGCAGGGUCGGCCAUCCGUCCGGCACAUCCUCACCUCGGGAACGGUGGAGCGCACCAGGACUCUGCCCCGCAACCUGGGCAGCACCAACACCAGCCUCUCUGCCGGGUCCCUAGAAAGGAAAAGAGUACGGUACUCUGAACUGGACUUCGAGAAAGUGAUGCACACUCGCAAAAGACACUCAGAGCUCUACCAUGAACUCAACCACUCCACCAAGUUCCACACCAUAGAUAGGUAUAACAGGGACCCUGCCAUGUCCACAUUCAAGAGGGAAAAGCGAUGGAGCAUUUCAUCUGCCGGAGGUGAAAAGAACUCUUCGAGUGAUAAGUCCACCUCGGAUGAGCAGCGCUCCUGGGACAGCUUUAAGACCAUGACCCCUGAGCCGUCGUGCGGCUCCAGCAGUCAGAAGGACAGAGUGGAGCUGCACAGUAAGACAUGGGACGCUUCCUCCGCAAACACUCCGGACACAUCCGAGGGGGACUUCCAGACUGAAGUGUGAGGAAAAAAAAAACACACAUUUCCAAACAAACACUCAUACAAACACAUCCAUGGCGUGACUUUCUACCCAGAGGAGAAUCUAAAGGAUUAUACACUUGUUUACUGCUGACGGGACAGACCAGAAAAAAAAGAAAAAAGACUAUUCUAUUCCUAUAUUUUCACAAGGACGCUUUCAAUGAAAGAGAAGGGGGCUUGAAGAGUAUAUGGGGAGAAUUUUUAACAAACUGUUUCUGAAAUGUCUUGAUUUUACUUCGGAAAAAGAUUCUCUUUCACCUGUUUGAUGAUUUGGAAAUUAUGAAAAAAAGAAAAAGAAAAAAAAUAUUUCUGCACCGUUCUUUUUAUAGAGGAAAAAAAAAGAAAAGAACUCUUACUGAUGUUUCGCACAGUGUUCAGCACCGUAGGGUUUCGUUCCUCCUUUCUGUCCUGUCUUUUUCCUAAUGGAUAACUCGAGCUCUCUGCUUUUGGUUUUGUUUUUUUCAGGGGAAGGGGAAGGUUUAAAGUGGUUCAUUAAUAUGUGCCAUCAUUUUUUUUUUUCUUCGAUUUUUUUUUUCCUUUUGUCCCCAGCAUAAAGCCUACUGUAUUCACUCGA
This is a messenger RNA of Pygocentrus nattereri (red-bellied piranha), 6397 nucleotides long. It is a transcript of the gene adgrb2, whose product is annotated as adhesion G protein-coupled receptor B2. Gene Ontology annotation, biological process: G protein-coupled receptor signaling pathway; cell surface receptor signaling pathway; negative regulation of angiogenesis. Gene Ontology annotation, cellular component: plasma membrane. The transcript is spliced from 35 exons. The record is from RefSeq and is a predicted model, not a curated record. Gene Ontology annotation, molecular function: G protein-coupled receptor activity. The coding region runs from base 737 to 5809 and encodes 1690 amino acids. Lineage: Eukaryota; Metazoa; Chordata; Actinopteri; Characiformes; Serrasalmidae.